This is a messenger RNA of Aspergillus alliaceus, 2229 nucleotides long. RefSeq lists its product as uncharacterized. The coding region runs from base 1 to 1749 and encodes 582 amino acids. Gene Ontology annotation, biological process: dephosphorylation. The transcript has a single exon. The record is from RefSeq and is a predicted model, not a curated record. NCBI's taxonomy places the organism in Eukaryota, Fungi, Ascomycota, Eurotiomycetes, Eurotiales, Aspergillaceae. Gene Ontology annotation, molecular function: phosphatase activity.
AUGUUAAUCCCUAGAUCCUACUUGGUUACUGCGGCAGCAGGAUUACUUGCCUCUCUAGUUUCUGCUGAAGAUCUGGAAGAGAAAGUGUGGGCAGUCUUUGCCUACAACGUCUAUGGAGACAGUAUUCCAUCAGCCCUGCCUCGCCCUAAAGCCUUGACACCGUAUGGGGCUAGUGAUCUGUAUACAGCAGGAUCCGUUUUCCGGGACCGCUAUGUUGCGAUACAUGCAGACAAUAGUACUCCAAAUACGAGAGUCCAAAACCUAUCGCCUUACUUACUAGAAACCGAAGAGGUGGAUGUGCUUUCGACCACUGAUCCGUCAAUUGCUGCGUCCGCCCAGGCUUUCAUGCAAGGCCUCUAUCCACCCCUUGAGAAGUCAUUCAACGCAACUUUUUCCGAUUCUCCAUUUCAACUUGCCAAUGGUUCCUUAGCUACUGCUCCCUUGGGUGGGUAUCAGUAUCCUCAACUCAUCACUCUUAACUCAGCGGACCCUCGAUCAAUCAAAUUGGACGGCAAUACAGGCUGCCUGCUACACCAGGUUGCUAAUACUGAGUACAAGUAUAGCCCAGAUGCUCAAGAGAUUAUGCAAGAUUCAGCGGCAUUUUAUAACAAGAUCUAUCCGUUGUCCCUGUCCGGAGUAUUGGACCCUUCUUCGGCCAAUUAUGCAAAUGCCCUCUAUAUCUCCGAGUAUCUAGAGUACGAGUCCUUGCACAAUGAAACAUUACUGCACAACAUCAACCAGGAAGACAUAGACCAUGCGCGAUCCCUUGCGGACCAUUAUGUCUUCGCAACGAAUGGCAAUAUGACCUCAGCAGGAACCAACGUCAGUGACCGUAUUCGUACCAUUGCAGGGCGUACUUUGGCCUCUAGCAUUUUGGAUGCUUUUGGUAACAAUAUCGACCAUCGGGGUACUAACGGGAAAAUGACGUUCAUGUUUGGCGGCCACGAGCCUGCUGUCGCUCUGACAUCCCUUAUGCAACUGGCAUCCCCACAAUAUAAAAAUUUCUAUGGACGUCCCACGCCCGGUGCAUCGAUGGUGUUUGAGCUUUACAGUCUGGAUAAUGGAUCCAGUCCCGUAUACCCCGAUUUGUCUCAGCUAUAUAUCCGAUUCCUCUUGCGGAACGGAUCCCAUUCGCCAGAUUUUCAGUCCUACCCCCUUUUUGGGCAUGGACCCAGCAGCAUAUCUAUUCCGUAUGUGGAAUUUCAAGCCGAGAUGGAGAGGUUUUCGUUGGGAUCGACAAAAGAGUGGUGCCUUGUUUGCAACUCAGAAGCUGCGUUCUGCUCCGGCGUAUUAGAUAGUGGGCAUCAAACACAACCCACUGGUAACGAGGGUCUCCGCCCCGCGGUUGCUGGUGUUAUUGGGGCAGUCGUUACUCUUGUGAUACUCGCUCUCGUCGCAAUUGCUGGAUUCCUGGUCUGUGGUUUCCGUAUGGAUCGAACUCGGAGGUCAAGCCUCGGAGGCUUUAAAGGGAACAGCAAAAUGGCCAGUGACUCUGAUGUUACAUUCAAAAGUCCUGCGCGGGAGGAUAUCAAACCAGCAGAUAAUCAAGACAUCAACAGCAACGGUGCUGGUAUAACUGUUGUGAGAGGACAUGAGCGUACGGGUAGUUGGGAAAUGCACAGUCAACAAAGGAAGAAUACUGAUCAUUGUGGGAGUGAGCAGGCAGUAUCUCCUUUUAACGAGAUUGAAGAGGAUGAAUGGCAGAUACAUAGUACUAUACAACCAGUCACAGCUCGGGAGACUGUUUGAUGGGGUGUAAUCAGGCGAUAAAGCUCUGACUUUUGUAUUAUUCGUUUCUAACAUUUCCCCCACCCACUUUCUAUGAUAUACUUAUAUUUAAUCUCACAUUUAUGCCAGGUGAAAGAGUUUGAACAGAACGUCACUCAUUACUUUAAGCUGUAGUUUUCGUCUGAUUCUGUGAUCCAAUGUGCACUUUCCUCAUCAGGCAACAACAUCAUGGUGGACCUUCUGAAUCAAAACAACCCUGGACCUGUAUUUCUGGGGCAUGUCUUAGAACAUACAUGUUUUCACCCUUCAGCAUCUACUUCGCCAACUUGUGAAAACCAUGCUCUUCCACCCUUUCCUUCCUAAAUUGCAAUAUGAAGUAUGACAUCCAAACCUUACUGGCUUUGAGCCAAAAUGCGCGGAUAGAAAUUGGAAAGUUCAGUGACCAGGCUCUCGGCAGUAUGUAUACCUUGUUACAUUAGAAAACUGUGCACAUCCAGGACU